Molecule: messenger RNA, 909 nt
Organism: Aspergillus puulaauensis
Lineage: Eukaryota; Fungi; Ascomycota; Eurotiomycetes; Eurotiales; Aspergillaceae
Product: MBL fold metallo-hydrolase
Exons: 2
Coding region: 1-909 (302 amino acids)
Biological process (GO): secondary metabolite biosynthetic process
Source: RefSeq, a predicted model, not a curated record
AUGCCCCUCCAAACAUACCACCUCUCUUCCUCCCCCAAGGGCCUCUCCAGCAUCACAACCCUAAUCGUCGGCACCAGCGAGGCAGUCCUCAUAGAUCCCCCCUUCCUAAAGCCCGACGGUCUCGCAGCUGCGCACUGGAUCAAGAACAAAACCAACAAGCCAUUGAAAGCAGUCUUCGUGACCCACCACCACCCAGACCACUUCUUCGCCGCAAACUCCAUCUUCGAGGCUUUUCCCGAGGCUAAAUUCUACGCAGCCCCGUAUGUCCUCGCUGGUAUUAAUCGCGAAUACGACCAGAAGGUCACAUACUGGCCUGCUGUGUUUGGGACUGAGAAUGUCUAUACAGCGCCGAGGAGGCCGGAACCGUUCGAGUUUAGUUUCUUUGUAUUGAAUGGGGAUCCUGGGAGUCCGGUUGUCCUUCUUGGGCCACUGCAGGGGGAUAGUGUGGACCAUACGCUGUUUUGGCUUCCGAGUGAGAAGACGAUUAUCUGUGGCGAUGCGGUUUAUGGGAGGAGUACGCAUGUUUGGGUCGAGGAAGUCGAAACUCCUGCUCUUCUGGAAGCAUGGAACAAGACGCUCACACUGAUCGGUGCUCUGCGACCUGAGAAACUGAUUCCAGGGCAUAUGGAGACCGGCUGGGAGUUGGAUGCAAAAGAAGACCUCGCACACACACAGAAAUACCUGGAUCUUUUCUCGGAGAAAAUCACAAACGCGCCGACAAAGCUGACCGUGCAGGAACUGUUUGACUUUUUCAAGAAUGAGUUUCCGCAAUGCAAGGAGAACCUGGAUUUCUUCCUGGGCCAUCUGUCGAACCAGUACGGAGAGGGGGGCCAGGUCUGGGAGGAGAACAGGCACCAUGACGUUGGGGCUCGGACGAUUGGGGCCCUGAAUGGGUAUUGGUUUAAAUAG